UUUCUGUGGAACUGCCCUGCAGCGCUCCAUUUUCAAAGUCUCUGAUUGGCCGCAGUAAUGACGGAAGUAAAUAGUCUUCUUCAAUAGUCGGAAAUGCUUUGAUGAAUUACAGUAACGUGGAGUUUAAAAACGAUAGAAAUAGACACUGAGGAGUCACAUUACAAGCUCGGUCAUGAGAAGAGUCACGCUGUUUGUAAAUGGAACCUCAUACAAUGGCAAGGUGGUGGCAGUUUAUGGAACUCUAGCUGAUCUACUGUCAGUUGCAAGCACAAAAUUUGGAAUAAAAGCUGCCAACAUAUACAAUGGGAAAGGAGGUCUUAUUGAUGAUAUAGCCCUCAUCAGAGAUGAUGAUGUCUUGUAUAUAUCGGAAGGAGAUUCUUUUGUUGAUCCACCAAAUAACCUAGAGAGUCCUCAUGAGUUUCAUUCCUGGGCACACACCGAUUGGAUCACCCUCAAUGUGGGAGGCCGACGGUUCACAACCACACGGAGCACUUUGGUCAAAGAACCGGAGAGCAUGUUGGCUCACAUGUUCAGAGACAAGGAUGUUUGGGGAAACAAACAGGACGAGCAAGGGGCGUAUCUCAUUGAUCGGAGUCCAGAUUACUUUGAGCCCAUAUUAAAUUACCUGAGACAUGGACAGCUCAUUAUCAAUGAUGGCAUCAAUCUGCUGGGCGUGCUUGAAGAAGCUCGUUUCUUUGGAAUCGAACGUCUCGCUGAGCAGCUUGAAGGUGUUAUUAAGAAUUCCCAGCCUCCCGAAGAUCACUCACCCAUCUCCCGCAAGGAGUUUGUGCGUUUUCUGCUUGCCACUCCGACUAAAUCAGAACUUAGAUGUCAGGGCUUGAAUUUCAGUGGGGCGGAUCUCUCUCGUCUUGAUCUGCGUUACAUCAACUUCAAGAUGGCCAACCUCAGCCGCUGUAACCUCACACACGCCAACCUCUGUGGUACCAACCUGGAGAGAGCAGACCUCUCCAAUGCCAAUCUAGAUGGUGCCAAUUUACAGGGCGUGAAAAUGCUUUGCACCAAUGCAGAAGGGGCGUCUCUCAAAGGCUGUAAUUUUGAAGAUCCCGCAGGACUCAAAGCAAAUCUAGAGGGAGCCAAUCUAAAGGGGGUGGAUAUGGAGGGCAGUCAGAUGACGGGUAUAAACCUCCGCGUGGCCACGCUGAAGAACGCCAAACUCAAGAACUGUAACUUGCGGGGGGCCACUCUGGCAGGAACCGAUCUGGAGAACUGUGAUCUGUCCGGCUGUGACCUUCAGGAGGCGAACCUGCGGGGCUCUAACGUGAAGGGGGCCAUUUUUGAGGAGAUGCUGACGCCGCUGCACAUGUCACAGAGUGUCAGAUAGCCUCCUUCAGUAAGACUGCAGCCUCUUCACAGAGCAGCUUUAAUUAAAAACCUACCUGCAAUCUUAAUGACUGUCAUGUGACCUUAUGCCUGUUGAUAUUAUCUUAGAUUAUAUUAUAUUAUCUAUAUUCAUCUGCUGUCUACUGUUGCCUCUGAUCAUUUAUUGUGAUACAUUGCAUUAUUAUGGAUGGUGUUUGCUACAUUUCUCGAUGCAAGAUAUAUUUUUUUCUAACGUGAUUUGUGAUUUUCUGCAUUACAUUGUAUAUUUGUGCCAAGCUUCUACAUGCGUCACUGCUGGUCUGUGAACUGAACGUCUGAUAUUUGUGUUUUUGCAUCUGAUUCUGAUUUAGGAAUCUGGCUGUUCUGCGAAUGUGUAAUUUUAUACCUUUUCAUACGUGCCGUUUUUACACUGUUUUGCUUGUUUCACUGUUACGUGGCUUUUCUGGACUGUGCUGCAUGCAGAGAGGAAAACAUCUGCUGAAACCUGCUAGUUUAAUGUCACCAGCCCUGUAAAGAUCCAAUAAAGUCAAACACUGGAGA
This is a messenger RNA of Onychostoma macrolepis, 1881 nucleotides long. It is a transcript of the gene kctd9b, whose product is annotated as potassium channel tetramerization domain containing 9b. The record is from RefSeq and is a predicted model, not a curated record. Gene Ontology annotation, biological process: protein homooligomerization. The transcript has 12 exons. NCBI's taxonomy places the organism in Eukaryota, Metazoa, Chordata, Actinopteri, Cypriniformes, Cyprinidae. Bases 173 to 1342 code for a protein of 389 amino acids. Gene Ontology annotation, molecular function: protein binding.